CAGAGGGGUUGGAGACCGCGGCCCGGACCGGGGACACGCGUGUGCGCGUGAGAGCGGGGUGUGUGCGAGUUCCCACAAGCCGCGUGACCGUAAAGGAGCUCCGGCGUGUCGUAAAAGGGCCGCAAGUACACAGCGCUCUGGCAGACGGCUGGGAAUCCAUUUUGGACGCCGUCUCUGCGGCGAAAGUUGAAGGACCUGUUGCUCGUCACGGUGGCGCAUCCGCCGAGCCCAGCCCUGCGCGGGGCGCUCGCUGGGGGCCUGCCGGCCUCUCGGGCGCGGUGACCGGGCCGCAGGGGGUGAAGGGCGGCGCCAUGCGGCCCGUGGACGCGGACGAGGAGCGGGAGGCCGAGCAGGACUGGGAGAGGUUCCUGAGCCCCGUGCUCGACGCCGUCCGCCGGGACGUCACCGCCCUCGAGCGCGAGCACGUGCGCGCGCACCUGAGGGCCCGCAGGAAGCUGCUGGAGAUUGAGAGCCUGCUGGAUGCCAUCAAGAGCGAGGUGGAGGCGUCGGAAGAGAGCGCCUUGGAUCCCGCCCGCAGUCCGGGCGCCGAGGCGGAGGAGAGGGUGAUGAAGCUGUGCGAGAAGGUGGAGAAAAAGGCAGUGGAGGCCGCACUGAUGGGGAAGCGGAUCGUGGAAAUCCACCAGCAAAUAGACAGCUACGAGUGUUGCUGAAGGACACGAGCGGGUUAUCCCCUGAUGGACUCCAGCCGGUAAGGAGGACUGACUGCUUGGAGAGGCUGAACCAAGGGAGUCUUUCUUUUUCUGUCCCCUGUUUUUCUGUCUGCGUUUUCACCAUGGUGAACACCAAAUCUCCAGUACCGUUCUGGUAGAUGAUUUCAGUAUUAUAUUGUCACAUGUGGAUUAUGAUUAUUAGGUGCAUUCAGUUUGGUAAAGACAGCUUUUAAUGAAAUGCUUUUACUUAAAAAAAUAGAACCUAGAUUGUAAGCUGCUGUGUGGUCAUAUUUGUUACUGUGAUUAUUGUGUUUUUAAAGUUUGCAAGUAUACGCUUGUGCUCUGCUAUUUUUUUAUGCUUCCUGGAAUUUGGGGACCCCCGAGAGACUUGAAGUGAGAGAAGACACUGUUUGGCUGCAGCUGCUGAAGCAAGAACCCAAACCCCAAUCAAGGGUGUGGACACCUCUGUUUUGGAUACGAUUGAGAAGGCCCAGAGGACAGUUGGGCAUGGAGAGUGGUGGUGUAUGAAUUUUGGGACUGUGCAGUCUGUCAGAUCAAAGGAGGACAGAUGUGUUUUGGGGUUUGGGGUUUGUUUCUUUUUAUCAGCAAUGUAACUUUUCUGUGGCACGUAAACUGGUGCACACCAUGUGACCUGACUGGUGAGUAACCUAGGAUAGAUGAUGAGUUCUAGUUACUAUAUGUAUUUGCAGACUUUGAGGUAAACUUUUUGAUAUAAUACAGUUGUGCAUUUCAGGGGCUUCUCUGCCACAAAUGCACAUGGCCUCUGAAGGGGCUAAGGAGGAAAGCAUGGAGCUGGCCACAGUGGGCCCCAGACUGAUAAAGGAGACAACUUCCAGGCUUAGGUGAUAUCCAGCCUAGCUCAUCAGAGCAGAUUUCACAGAGAUCAGAGCUCUCACUUGUUGUAAUCAAGUUCAUCUGCCUGGAAACAAUGCUAAAAGCCAGUUUUUAGAGUCUUUGUGCAAGUGACCAAAGCCAUUGAGUUGGCCCGGAAAAGGUGAGAUAAAUAAAUUUUCUUUCAAGA
This is a messenger RNA of Rhinolophus ferrumequinum (greater horseshoe bat), 1713 nucleotides long. RefSeq names its product putative MORF4 family-associated protein 1-like protein UPP (gene MRFAP1L2). NCBI's taxonomy places the organism in Eukaryota, Metazoa, Chordata, Mammalia, Chiroptera, Rhinolophidae. The coding region runs from base 312 to 671 and encodes 119 amino acids. The record is from RefSeq and is a predicted model, not a curated record. The transcript has 2 exons.